This is a messenger RNA of Candida dubliniensis CD36, 243 nucleotides long. It is a transcript of the gene LSM6, whose product is annotated as U4/U6-U5 snRNP complex subunit. Gene Ontology annotation, cellular component: P-body; U6 snRNP; nucleolus. Gene Ontology annotation, molecular function: RNA binding. The record is from RefSeq and is a predicted model, not a curated record. Lineage: Eukaryota; Fungi; Ascomycota; Pichiomycetes; Serinales; Debaryomycetaceae. The coding region runs from base 1 to 243 and encodes 80 amino acids. Gene Ontology annotation, biological process: maturation of SSU-rRNA; mRNA splicing, via spliceosome. The transcript has 2 exons.
AUGGCUGACACUAUAGAAUUUGAAAAGACAGAUCCAUCAAAGUUUUUGAGUGGUAUAAUAGGAUCCUCAGUGAGUGUGAAGUUACACAAUGGAGUUGAAUAUAAAGGAAAUUUACAGACAAUUGAUGGGUUUAUGAAUGUGGUAUUAGAUGAAGGUAUAGAAACUGUCAAUGGAAAAGUAACUAAAGAAUACGGAGAUGUGUUUAUUAGAGGAAAUAAUGUAUUAUAUAUAAGUGAAGCUUGA